AUGCCUCACGCAGAAUCACCUCCACCUUCCCUCAACGGGGUCAGCCUCCACGUGAACGAUGGCCCCUUCUUGCCCUCAGAGGUUGCACAGAUGCGAGUGUCUCGCGCAGACGAGCCUCUCGACGUCCUGCGGCAGCGUUACCAGGAGGACGGCCAUGUCUUCGUGAAGGGCCUUCUGCCCCGCGAAGACGUCCUGAAGGCCCGCGAGGCCUACUUCGCCAGCCUGGCACACACGGGCGUCCUCAAGCCCGGCACCGCACACGUCGAGGGCAUCUUCGACGGCGCCAAGCCGGCGACUGACUACCCGGGCAUCGGCGCGGGCCAGGACGCUCUCGAGAGGUCCCCCGUGGCGGCCCAGUUCGUGGACGGGGCGCUGGCGCAGCACACGGCGCGGUGGUACUGGAACGAGGAGGGGAAGGGGUUCACGCAGCACCCGGCGCUGAGGGAGUUUGUGGAGCGGUUCACGGGCUGGGGCGACAAGACGCUUCCCGCCAUCGGCGUGCACUACGACCAGAGCUUCCUGCGGUACGGCGAGCCGACGGCGCUGACGGCGUGGGUGCCGAUGGGGGACAUCAGCCUCGAGGGCGGCGGGCUGAUCUAUCUCGAGGACGGGGUGAGGCUGGGCGAGGAGAUCGAGAACGACUUCUCGAGGAAGGCCAAGGAGGCCGGCAUGAGCGACGAGGAGAUGCGGAAUGCCUUCAACUCCAACAUGAUGAGCACCGGGUUCCUCUGCGACGGGCCGCUGGAGUUUGGGCGAAAGUACGGUCGGAGGUGGCUUGCUACUGCGUAUGAGGCCGGCGACGUGGUCUUCCACAAGUCACAUGCUAUCCAUGCUUCCACGAUAAACAAUGAUCCUGAAGGGAGGAUCAGAGUCGGGACUGAUCUGCGGUUUGUGGACUCGUCCAGGCCGUGGGACAAGCGCUGGGACAAGCAUUAUGAAAUGGGCGACGGGGUGUGA
Molecule: messenger RNA, 957 nt
Organism: Diaporthe citri
Lineage: Eukaryota; Fungi; Ascomycota; Sordariomycetes; Diaporthales; Diaporthaceae
Exons: 4
Coding region: 1-957 (318 amino acids)
Source: RefSeq, a predicted model, not a curated record